This is a messenger RNA of Auanema sp. JU1783, 657 nucleotides long. NCBI's taxonomy places the organism in Eukaryota, Metazoa, Nematoda, Chromadorea, Rhabditida, Rhabditidae. The record is from the annotation of a GenBank genome assembly.
AUGGUUUCUAAAACACUGUCCGUCUUGCUACUCUUAGCGCUAACAUGUCAAGCUACUGCUCAGUGUGAUGUGGACCGCUUUGUGAGUUGCCAAAAUGUAUUCGCUCAAUCUUUGGGAAUUGAUGAUUCUUAUAAUUGGCUGGAUCCUGAAGGGCUUAGUCUUCAAGUAGAAAAUAUUUUUGCAAACGGUAGAUCAAAUCAUCAAUCUGAGAAAGGAAUUAUUGGAGUAUGCAAUUCUUAUGAUGAUUUCUUGAACUGCAUGAUGAAAAACGCCAUUUCAUCUGAAGAGUGCUUUGAUCCAUUAUUCUUGAUCAAUCAUGACAAUAAGCCUAAAGAAGCUUAUCGAUAUGCUUUCCUCAUGAAUAUGCUUCGAUUUCAAUGCGGAGCAGGUUUCUUCCCUGCUGUUGAUAACUGGACAUGUCUUCAGAAGAUCUAUAAGGGCAAAUCAGGAGCUUUAGAUUCGUGCACCACCAAGUUCUAUCAAAACAUUGCUUUUGAUUCCGAUAACGCUUGCCAAUAUGUACAAGAUGGAAUGGAGUGUUAUAAGAACGUAGUUUCAGGAUGUGGCUUAACUGCCAAAUAUUAUGCGUGUGAAUCUUUCAAAGAAUUUACUAAACCCAAAUAUAAUUAUUGUUCUGCUAUUUGCAGACUUCAAUAA